Macaca mulatta (Rhesus monkey) is the source of this 210-nucleotide messenger RNA. It is a transcript of the gene DEFB114, whose product is annotated as defensin beta 114. Lineage: Eukaryota; Metazoa; Chordata; Mammalia; Primates; Cercopithecidae. Gene Ontology annotation, biological process: innate immune response; cell chemotaxis; defense response to bacterium. The record is from RefSeq and is marked validated. Gene Ontology annotation, cellular component: extracellular region. Gene Ontology annotation, molecular function: chemoattractant activity; CCR6 chemokine receptor binding.
AUGAGGAUCUUUUACUAUCUCUAUUUUCUGUGUUAUGUGACCUUCAUUCUACCAGCAACAUGUACCUUGGUGGAUGCUGAUCGUUGCACCAAACGUUACGGUCGUUGUAAAAGAGACUGUCUUGAGAGUGAAAAGCAAAUAGACAUAUGUUCCUCAGCAAGAAAAAUUUGCUGCAUUGAGAGGUUGUAUGAAGAAGAUGGUAUGUUUUGA